GCUGCUGUGGGGCGGCGGGUUGCAGCCAGCAGAGCGCGCCGACCCGGGGAGGCGGCGGUGUCCGCGGGCGUCGCGUGAGGAGGCUCGGAGCCUGAAGACUCGCGCCGCGCAAUGGCACCCAUUGGCCUCAAAGCCGUGGUCGGAGAGAAGAUCUUGCAUGAUGUGAUAAAGAAGGUAAAGAAGAAGGGGGAGUGGAAGGUGCUGGUGGUCGAUCAGCUGAGCAUGAGGAUGCUGUCCUCCUGCUGUAAGAUGACAGACAUCAUGACCGAGGGGAUAACAAUUGUGGAAGAUAUCAACAAGUGCAGGGAGCCGCUGCCCAGCCUGGAGGCUGUGUAUCUCAUCACUCCGUCUGAGAAGUCUGUCCGCUCUCUCAUCAAUGACUUUAAGGACCCACCGACCGCUAAGUACCGGGCUGCCCAUGUCUUCUUCACCGACUCUUGUCCAGAUGCCCUGUUUAACGAGCUGGUAAAAUCUCGAGCGGCCAAAGUCAUCAAAACCCUGACGGAAAUCAACAUUGCAUUUCUCCCCUACGAGUCCCAGGUGUAUUCCUUGGACUCUGCUGACUCUUUCCAGAGCUUCUACAGUCCCCACAAGGCUCAGAUGAAGAAUCCUAUACUGGAGCGCCUGGCAGAGCAGAUCGCAACUCUGUGUGCCACCCUGAAGGAGUACCCAGCUGUGCGGUACCGGGGGGAAUACAAGGACAAUGCCUUGCUGGCCCAGCUAAUCCAGGACAAGCUCGACGCCUACAAAGCUGAUGACCCGACUAUGGGGGAGGGCCCAGACAAGGCUCGCUCCCAGCUCCUGAUCCUGGACCGCGGUUUCGACCCCAGUUCCCCUGUACUUCAUGAACUGACCUUUCAGGCUAUGAGUUACGAUCUGCUGCCUAUUGAGAAUGACGUGUACAAGUAUGAGACGAGUGGCAUCGGAGAGGCACGGGUGAAGGAAGUGCUUCUGGAUGAGGAUGACGACCUCUGGAUAACACUGCGCCACAAGCACAUCGCAGAGGUGUCCCAGGAAGUCACCCGUUCUCUGAAAGACUUUUCUUCUAGCAAGAGAAUGAACACCGGGGAGAAGACCACUAUGCGGGACCUGUCCCAGAUGCUGAAGAAAAUGCCCCAGUACCAGAAAGAGCUCAGCAAGUAUUCGACCCACCUGCACCUUGCCGAGGACUGCAUGAAGCAUUACCAAGGCACUGUGGACAAGCUCUGCCGAGUGGAGCAGGACCUGGCCAUGGGCACGGAUGCUGAAGGCGAGAAGAUCAAGGACCCAAUGCGAGCCAUUGUCCCCAUUCUGCUGGAUGCAAAUGUCAGCACUUAUGACAAAAUCCGCAUCAUCCUUCUCUACAUCUUUCUGAAGAAUGGCAUCACUGAGGAAAACCUGAACAAACUGAUCCAGCAUGCCCAGAUCCCCCCGGAGGACAGUGAGAUUAUCACCAACAUGGCGCACCUGGGAGUGCCCAUCGUCACAGAUUCCACGUUGCGUCGCAGGAGCAAGCCAGAACGGAAGGAGCGCAUCAGUGAGCAGACCUACCAGCUCUCAAGAUGGACCCCGAUUAUUAAAGACAUCAUGGAGGACACCAUUGAGGACAAACUCGACACCAAGCACUACCCUUAUAUCUCUACCCGCUCCUCUGCCUCCUUCAGCACCACCGCUGUCAGUGCCCGCUAUGGGCACUGGCAUAAGAACAAGGCCCCCGGGGAGUACCGCAGUGGUCCCCGCCUCAUCAUUUUCAUCCUGGGAGGCGUGAGCCUGAGUGAGAUGCGCUGUGCCUACGAGGUGACCCAGGCCAACGGCAAGUGGGAGGUGCUCAUAGGAUCCACGCAGAUUCUCACCCCACAAAAACUGCUGGACACGCUGAAGAAACUGAAUAAAACAGAUGAAGAAAUAAGCAGUUAAAAAAAAUUAGCCACCCCUCCAAAAAGCGAGCCCUCUUCCUUCCAUGCUCUGCUGCCGACCGCCUUGGUUACGUUGCUGACCUGUCCCUCCUUCCUCCCGGCUCUGCACGCCUGGCCGGCGCCACCGCCGCCGACUUCUUGUGUUCAAUGAUGCCCUCUUCUCGUCUGAAACAAAAGAAAAUAAUGCAUUGUUUUUU
Molossus molossus (Pallas's mastiff bat) is the source of this 2092-nucleotide messenger RNA. It is a transcript of the gene STXBP1, whose product is annotated as syntaxin binding protein 1. The coding region runs from base 112 to 1896 and encodes 594 amino acids. Gene Ontology annotation, biological process: intracellular protein transport; vesicle-mediated transport; neurotransmitter secretion. Gene Ontology annotation, cellular component: secretory granule; plasma membrane. Lineage: Eukaryota; Metazoa; Chordata; Mammalia; Chiroptera; Molossidae. The transcript has 19 exons. The record is from RefSeq and is a predicted model, not a curated record. Gene Ontology annotation, molecular function: syntaxin binding.